AUGCAUUUUCUGGAUGCCGGCAUAAAUCAAGGUACGAAUAAUCUCCGAAUCGGCGCGCCAUCUUGCCGACUCAAGGACGCCUGGACGGUGGGCCAGAACGUUGCUUCAACCAGUGGCAAUGUCAUUGGCCAUGCAGCAGCAGAUGCUGUCGAGGUCUCUGAGUAUCUAGGGAUCCCUUACGCUACGCCUCCUACCGGACCCUUGCGAUUCCAGCCUCCCGUGGAAUUCAACGGGUCAUCCGUAAUCAACGCCACAGAUUUUGGAUUCGCCUGCGUGCAACCUGGUGACGGCGGCCAGAAUUCGGUUCCUCAAAGUGAGGAUUGUUUGACCCUCAAUAUCUGGACGAAACCUCAAGUCGGAGAGAGAAAGAAGGCUAUUCUUGUGUGGGUUCAUGGCGGUGCCUAUUCUUUCGGCAGCUCUAGAGCUCCUGGCUACAAUGGAGAGUAUAUUGCUAACCAGACCGAUGUCGUGCUUAUAUCGAUCAACUAUCGUCUUGGUAUUUUCGGCUUCCCGGGCAAUCCAGUUACUGCCUCAAACCUUGGCUUGCUCGACAUGCGGCUGGCUAUGCACUGGAUCCGGAACAAUGCUGCAGCAUUUGGGGGUGAUGUGAAUCGCAUCACCAUCUUUGGCCAGUCUGCAGGAGCUGGCAUGGCGGAUUUCUAUUCGUAUUCCUACGCCUCGGACCCGAUCGCAAAUGGAUUUAUCCUCAUGAGCGCCACUGUGGACGGUUUUCCGGCGUUGAGCAGUGAGGCAACUGAGUCACGGUGGUUCAGGAUUGCUAAAACCGCAGGCUGUGGUGGCAGCACUGCCGAUCCGAACCUUAUCACCGAAUGUAUGAGGAGCAAGACUGCUCAGGAACUGAUAAGCGCAUUUUCUUCAGAGGAUACAGGCAUUGGUGCCGUUCCUGCGUUCGGGCCAGGGGUUGAUGAUAUCAUCGUCUUUGCGGACUACAGCUCUCGGCACUCUGCCAGGGGAGGAUAUUUGAUCGGUAAUAACCAGAAUGAGGCGGGCUCGUUCCGAGUACUACAGCCGAACCAGACCGACGCCUAUUGGGUCGAUUUCAACGAUCGAUACUACACCUGCGCGGACGCCGUGAGGUUGACACGGUCAACCGGAGAUGGCAACCCGUCCUGGAGGUAUCGUUACUUCGGAGAUUUUCCGAACUUGGCCGUUUCGACGGAUCCGCCCAGCGGAGCGUAUCAUGGCGCCGAGCUUCAACCUCUCUUCGACACGGUGCCCCAGAGCCCCAUGCCAAGCACAUUAGAACAGGUGGCCAUUGGCGACUACCUGCGCGGUGCUUGGGCCGCAUUCGCCAAAGAUCCAACGCAUGGUCUGCUGGCUUAUGAAGACGGGUGGCCGAAAUACGAGCCAACAGAGGAAACUCUGGUUCGUCUUGCAUUUGAAAACCAGACUGGAACAAACUUGGCCUUGGGUAAUACAUACGAUGGUCCUUGCCAGUUUUUGGAGAGGAGUGUUAUGUGA
Ilyonectria robusta is the source of this 1482-nucleotide messenger RNA. RefSeq names its product carboxylesterase. Lineage: Eukaryota; Fungi; Ascomycota; Sordariomycetes; Hypocreales; Nectriaceae. The coding region runs from base 1 to 1482 and encodes 493 amino acids. The record is from RefSeq and is a predicted model, not a curated record. The transcript is spliced from 6 exons.